Molecule: messenger RNA, 783 nt
Organism: Suillus discolor
Lineage: Eukaryota; Fungi; Basidiomycota; Agaricomycetes; Boletales; Suillaceae
Product: Isochorismatase-like protein
Exons: 1
Coding region: 73-783 (236 amino acids)
Source: RefSeq, a predicted model, not a curated record
AUUGGAUCGAUAAGCCAUGUGCAUCAGUGUACAACGCAAUAGCAACUCACCAUAGGCCACACCAAUAACAAGAUGCCACUAGACCUUGCAAACGUCGAACCCUGCAACUCUGCCAUAAUCGUCGUCGACGUACAGAACGACUUCGUCAGCGGCAGUCUCGCCGUCCGCGAUGCAGAGCAGGUCAUCACUCCCAUCAACGCACUCCUGAAGCUCCCAUUCGCCAUUAAAAUUGCCACCCAAGACUAUCACCCGGCCAACCACAUAUCCUUUGCGCGCAAUCACGAGGGCAAGAAGGAAUUUGACCAGAUCGUCAUCUUUCCUCCCGCAGAGUUGGUAGUAGGGAGGACGCUUGAGGAUGAAAGGUCCCUUGAAGGGCUAGAACAGGUGCUGUGGCCUGUUCAUUGUGUUCAGGACACUUUUGGGGUAGCAUUUGUGGACGGCCUGGAGCACGAGGGCCUGGAGGUCGUCCGUAAAGGCUGCGAUGUCGGGAUCGAGUGCUAUUCUGCAUUCGAAGACCCGUGGGGACUCACGAAUACUGGACUCAAGGACAAGCUGAGGAACAAAGAGAUAUCAAAUGUUUUCGUGGUCGGCAUAGCGGGAGAUUAUUGCGUCAAGUCUACUGCACUCGAUGCAAAGAAAUACGGGUUCAGGACAUUUGUGAUCAGGGAUGCGGUCAGGAGUGUGUCUGAUAACGGUCUGGAAUGGAUUGAGAUGGACAAGGCGGGAGUGGAAAUCAUCGACACAGCUGAAGAGCUUUUGACGUCAGGAGUGUUAUCUCAGUAG